Messenger RNA from Athalia rosae (coleseed sawfly), 12768 nucleotides. Its product is annotated as dynein axonemal heavy chain 7-like. The record is from RefSeq and is a predicted model, not a curated record. Gene Ontology annotation, biological process: microtubule-based movement. The coding region runs from base 432 to 12413 and encodes 3993 amino acids. Gene Ontology annotation, molecular function: ATP binding; minus-end-directed microtubule motor activity; dynein light intermediate chain binding. Gene Ontology annotation, cellular component: dynein complex. Lineage: Eukaryota; Metazoa; Arthropoda; Insecta; Hymenoptera; Athaliidae. The transcript is spliced from 3 exons.
UUCAGACACGGUUCAUUCAUUAAUUUCCACCAAUUGAAAUCUACACUUUUACGAGUGCGUAGCCAUUGGAGUACGCAAUCAUGAAUGAACUGUUAUGGGAUCUUUAAAUCCCACGUGAAUGAGAGUUAAAGGACGCGCCUUACGAGCGCUCUUUAAUUGUCAGGAACUGCUGCAGCCAGCAUUAUGACGAACUGUUCAGAGAUACUUUUAUUUCAGAUGAAGAUGAUUUAUGUUAAAUAUGAGAAAUGUUAUGUCAGUUGAAAUUACAAUAUACUAUGUAAAAAGACUCCAAGGCGCAGUCGUAAUAUUGAUAAAACAUCAUGCAUAGCUACCCAACAUGGUUUUGGAGCACCUGCACAGUUUUUUCUUUAUCAGAUUUAGAAUAUUGUUAGUUAAUUAGUGAGUAUUGUGAAGCACAUUUUUUUUGUACAAUGGAGAAGCAAGAGUUUUUCAAUCUUGUGAACGGAAAGACGAAAGUACCGCGUCAAAUACCGGUACCAGAACUGAGCCAAAUUACCAACGAUAAUUUUACACGAAAUCCGUUGAAAAAUUUCAGUAUGAGGAAAUUACGUACUCGUCAGGUCUACGAAUUGAUCGCAAGAUCAGCUGUAAAUAGUCGAAUAAAUAAAUUCAUCGGAGAGGACAACAGCCCUGAAGAAGAAAUAAUGCGAUUUCCUCGACGUCAACCACCAGAUGCGUUUUACGUGCAAAUUGUUAAGGUCUACGGAAAUUCCAUCCCAACAGUCGGGAUUCCGGCCGAAUGGGAAGAGAAUAUCUUGACCCUCAUCCCCAGGAAUAUCAGAUUAAAAUAUCCACAUAUCGUCGAACAAAUAAUAGUAGAGACGCGAGAAAACUACAUAGGAGAAAUGCACAGUUUCGGAGUAAACACCGUACUACAUCCGACCGUACUUGAAGUUGAAGAUGAGAAACCCCCGUUAAUACAUCCUUUCGCUUACGAGGGUCGCACAAAAAAUUAUGACACGUUUCUCAGGAACCGCGAAUCGUUCGGAAAACAGUAUUUCCUAUCCCACAAGUUGAUCAAAGCAAUAAAAGCGAAGGCGUGCCUUGAGCUUCCCGAAAAAUUCCUUGACCUUUCACGCUACCAUAAAUCCGGGUUGUUGGAGUUGCAUGAACUCAAAGACGCCGUAGCAACUGAUUUGCGAAAAAUCAGCCUCCUGAUAUCGAAGCGUUACUAUAAUGAAAUUGUGAAAUUAAUAGCCAGACCAAAGUACUUGAACGUGACCUCUGGGAAGAACUUUUUACAAUUUUUACGUUGUGCUUCAAAGCUCUUCAUCCAGGAGAUACUGAACCGCAUGAUCAGGACGGUCGAAAAUUUGGUGCAAAUCCUGGCCGAUCCACAUCAAUGUCCUCGACUCAAACUAGAGUUUAUUUGCGCGGAAUACGAGCUCGUAGUUCAGCCGGGUGUUGAUGAAAUUUACCAUAGCUAUCACCGAAUGGUGGAAGACGUGGGUACCCUAGGCCAGGAGAUGACGCCUUUCGAGUACUGGCUGAAGAUCAAAACGAAAAUUAAUUACAUGGAAGUAAAACUACCCAAAUGGUUCAGAAACGAAGCACACGAAAGGCUUCAAAUGGCCCUUGAGAAGGUCUACCAACCGCUAAACUCUCAUUGCGCGAAUAUCAAGAGGAAAUUCGACGUGGUUUGCAAACCGGAAACCGAGGCGGGCAUUGUAAAAUUUGUCGCAAAUAACCGGUCGUUCGAAGAAUAUUGUAUCCAGGUGAAAAAAUUCAACGGUUUCAUCACGGAAGCCAACGAAAUGGUGGCGAACGAAUAUUAUGCGAUCGGGAGGCUCACGCAAGUCAAGGCGAAGACCACGUUGAAGAAUAAGGCUAGAGGGAUCGUAGGCAUCGUCGUUGCGGAGCUCGUCAGACACCAUCAGGAAUACAAUAGAUCCAUCUGCGACGUAUUUGAAGAGCUGAAUACGAAGGCAUUGGACGUUCCAAGUAACGCCAAAGACCUUUUCACCCUCAAUGAGUACAUGGCGUACGCCUCCACGACAUUGAUCAAGGAAUUAGAAGAGCGCAUACGACGCUCCAUAGAAAUGCUUGACUCCCUCAUCAGGAUUGCUACUCUCAGCGAAUCCCACUUGGAGCUGAAUAGACAGACGAUCAACUGGUUGACAAAAAUCGGCCCCGUGUUCGAGCGUAGCGCGAUUCUAUGCGAAGCGACUAAAUGCGAACUCGAAGACGAGCUGCAGCGGAGAACGAACGUGCUCAACGUGGACGUGGAUGAAUUCUUUCCGAAACUUAUAAUUCUCGACGAUAUGGACGACGUGAACCGCAUCCGUGAAUACACCGAUGAUAUCGAUCUCCUGAUGAGACAAGUGGAGGGAAUUGACGAACAGAUACAAUGGAUAAACCUCGAAGAAAGGCUCUUCAAGUUUCCAGAAACGACUUUCACGAAAGUCGACGAGAUCAAGGAAACCAUCGAACCAUUCCACGUCCUCGUACGACUCAUUUACCGAUGGAAACGUGACAACGACGUCUGGCUCGACGGUCCUUUCGACUACCUCGACGCCAACGUUAUCAAGGAAAAGACCGACGAGUAUCGCAACCGAUUCGCUGAAAUCAGUAAAACUUAUCGCGCCAAAUUAAAGGCCGACCUCGCAGCCAACAAAUCAUUUCGUUUUUCCGGAAUCGUCGACGAUCCCGAUCCAAUGCAGCAGCCACCUCCGCUGAAACUUUGCUUCCAGGUGAUCAAGGAAGUCAACGAUUUCAACCAGUACGUUCCGCUAGCUGUAUGCGUGUGCAAUCCAGCACUUGUGAAGAGACACUGGGACGAGAUGUCGUUGAUCGCCGGUAUCGAUCUGGUACCGAACGCCGGAACGACUCUGAGGAAAAUAAUUGGUUUCGAUCUAAUGCGUGACAUCGAUAAGUACCAGGUGAUCAGCAUCGGAGCGAACAAGGAACUGGCUCUUCAGAAUCAGUUGGCUGCGAUGAUCGACGAAUGGAAUCCAUUGAUCCUGAGGACCGCCCCGGUCGCCAACACCGAUUUGAGAACCCUGGUCGAAUCGGAUGAGGUGGAAAUACUCCUGGAAGAGCAGCUGAUAAAGAUCGACGAAAUGCGAUCUUCUUACUUCGUUCGCCCGAUAGACCGUGAAGUUAAAAACUUUCGAUCCACCCUGAUGACUAUUGGAAAGACUUUGGAGCGUUGGAUUGCCUUACAAAAUCGUUGGCUGGACCUUCGUCCCGUCUUCACCAGUAGGGGAAUAAGAUCUGAACUGUCCAGAGAAAGUAGACUAUACGAGACGGUUGAAAACGUGCUGAACCUUGCCUUGAAAAGGAUAGCUAAGGAUCCGCGAGUCCGGAGCGUCGCGGAAAGCCAAGAUUUCCUCGCUUCUAUAGUCCGGGGUGCCGAAGAUAUGGAAAGGAUCAGUGAAGGCGUGCGACGCUACUUGGUAACGAAAAGGCUGCGAUUUCCACGUUUCUUCUUUCUUUCCGACAAAGAGGUUCUUCGCACGCUGUUCGACGUAGGAGAUUUCACGCGCGGCCCUCAGCCCUGUCUUACAAAGUGCUUUCGCGGCCUAGACAGACUCGGUAGUGAUUCAGAUCCUGAUAGUUACUUGUUGAUCGGACACGACGGUGAACAAAUUCGAGCGUCAGGAUGUUCGCUUGGCUCUCUGAUGGAAACAGGUCGGGCCGAGGAUUGGCUCAUACAGGUAGAACGCGACAUGACCUCAACUCUGAAGAAAGAAGUGAGAUCGAGCUGCCUGGAUAUGGAAGAAUUCUCGAAAUCCCGAAUCGCUUGGAUCCUGAGCUUUCCAGGGAUGGUGUCUCUGUGCGCGUCCCGGGUAUUCUGGACCGCUAGAAUCUCCGCUAUAUUCGCCGACCCCGAGGCGAAUAAUCUCGCGAAUUUCGAAAAAGCUCUCGAAUUUCAGCUGUCGGAAUUGGUGGCUGAGUGCAGAAAGCCGCUAAUCAGAAGACACCGGCGUAUUCUGGUGGCGAAUAUCGUGGCUGAGCUUCACGCCAAGGAUACAGUAGAGCUUCUGAUCGAGAGGAAGGUCACCGACGAGCAAAACUUCGACUGGAAAUCUCAGUUGCGGUACUAUCUUGAAGACGAUGGCAUCGGGGCUCAGGUGAUUUCGAUAAAAAUGAUGGAAGCGGAGAUGAAGUACGGCUACGAAUACCUGGGAAAUCAGGAAACCUGUCCAAUCGUCGUGACGCCGUUGACCGACAGGUGCUAUCGGACCUUGCUGGAGGCACGGAGCUACUGCUUAUUCGGAGCUCUGGAGGGACCAGCGGCUACAGGAAAAACGGAGACGGUCCGAGGACUCGCCAGAGCAGUCGGUGUCCAGUGUGUAAUUGUCGGUUGUUCGGAACAUCUCGACCACAUCUGCACGGGAAAUAUUCUUAAAGGAGUCGCCAGUUGCGGUGCGUGGGUGUGCCUGGAUGACUUCGACAAGAUCAAUCUCGAAGUACUUUCUGUAGUGGGUCAGCAAAUGUACGCGAUAACCAGAGGGAUCCGUACCGCUGCGAAGAGAUUCGAACUCGAAGGAAGCAGCCUGCGAUUGGACCCCGCGUGCAACAUUUGCGUGACCUUUCAUCCCGGGUACGCGGGACACUUUACCGUACCGGACAACACGAGGACCCUCUUCAGGACGGUGGCACUUGUCCUACCGGAUUUUCUCAGGGUAGCCGAAGUCGAGUUGUAUGCCGGAGGUUUCGUGAACGCUAAUAUCCUGGCUUUCAAACUUGUCACGACCCACAAACUUUGCGCUGACCUCCUAGCCACGGAGGCGUGCUACGACUUCGGAAUGCGGUGUAUGAAAACCGUAUUGAGAAUGGCGGUUCACCUGAAACUUCGAUCUCCCGACGAGGAUGAAUCGACGCUCCUAAUGAGAUCCCUCGUAGACGUACACCUAGCUAAAUUCCUCGAACGUGAUAUCGUAAUAUUUGAAGGUAUCCUUCGCGAUAUCUUUCCAAAGGUAAUUUUACCCCCACCGAAUUACGAACCGAUAGUUCGAGCCAUACGGCGGGUCUGCGAAGACCGUAAACUCCACUCUCAUGAAACUUUUGAACUCAAAGCGAUACAAAUGUUCGAGACGAUACGGGCGCGUCGUGGCACCAUUGUCAUGGGUGAAACAUUCGGUGGCAAAACCUCGAUUCUUCAAUGUCUGGCGGCUGCUCUCAGUUAUCUAGCCGUCGAAAAGAACGCGAUUUUUGGUCGUGUCACAGAAAUCCGGACCGUAAACCCGAAAUCUGUCGACAUCGAUCGCCUGUUCGGUAGAUUGGAUUUGAAAACACGAGCGUGGAGCGACGGAAUUGUUCCGUCAAUUUUGCGAGAAUUCGCUGAACCGGAUCCCGUCCAGAGUCCACGAUCGUGUUGGCUGGUUUUUGACGGCCCCGUCGAGCCCAGGUGGGCAGAAAAUUUAAAUACCGCGUUAGACGACAAUAACAUACUCUCCCUGGCGUCUGGCGAAAAAAUUCGACUCCCUCAAGACUCAUGUGCCAUAAUAUUCGAGACCCUCGACUUGGAACAGGCGUCCCCGGCUACCGUGUCACGUUGCGGAAUGGUUUACGUCGAGACAAGUUCGUCGGGAUGGAAACCUUUCGCUACCACGUGGCUGGAAACCUGGGAGUGUAACAAUCGCACUUUUGCCAGUGGCAGCCUAAAGAUUCUCCUGGAAUGGCUGGUGGAUCCUUGCCUCGAAUUCGUGAGAGGUAAAUAUUACGGAAUUUCCAACUCGUACCUACAGAACGAACUCCCAAUUUUUAAUAAAGAUCGCUCUUCUGCUUUUUACAUCUCCCUGCAGACAACUCUCGACAACUCAACUCUGAAUAUAAUCGAAAUGUUGGUGAGCGACGCGAUCGCGGAUAGUCCUGAGGUUUCACGCGACCUGGAGGUGACGUGGACGCAGGCAGCGACUGUCCAAGCUUUCACUUGGGGUAUGGGCGGUACCCUGUGCCAAAAUUCGAUCGCCGGUUUCGAAGCGUUCUUCAGCUCCUUGUGGUGCGGCGACGUCGACCAGCGUCCGGUACCCGCGCUUCCGACAGGAGCUGUGGACGUCCUGUUGCCGUCGGAGGGUUCGAUCAGGGAUUUUUUUUACACCUUCAAAGGUCGCGGAGUGUGGAAACACUGGACGGAUAUUUUGAAGAGCGAAAAACUCGUGGAAACGCGAUUCCUCAGUCAAAUGAUCGUACCGACGAUCGACACGAUAAAAUACGCGAGCAUCUUCAACCGCCACGUUAAUCACCGCAAGCAGUUUUUGGUGUGCGGUGAACCAGCUACCGGAAAAACGAUCUGCGUACGCGAUCUACUCCGUAACGGUCCUAAACGGAGCAGCCACCUUUCAAACUUCAUAACUUUUACCCAGAAAACCACAUCGGCCGAAGCUCAGGAACUGAUCGUUUCGAGAUUGAAUAAAAAGAAGCGGGGUCACUACGGUCCUCCGGACGGAAAGUUCUGCGUAACUUUUGUCGACGAUAUCAACGCGCCCUUCGAAGAAGAGAACGGCGCUCGACCAGCUCUGGAAUUGCUCAGGCAAUUCUUCGACCACAAGCACUGGUACGACCUAGAAGAACCGGACAAAGUUUAUAUCCAGGACACUAUAUUCGUCGCGGCGAUGACCGUUCCAAAUCCGGGCCGAAAGGAAAGCGUACCACCCCCAAGAUUUCUCCGACAUUUCAACGUCUACGCUGUACCAGCGUUGUCGAGAGACACUCUUUUCAGGAUAUUCAGCAACGUCUGUUUGAGCGGCUUGAAAAGGAAUGGCUUCAACCCGGACGUGAUGGGAGUGGUGCAUAACUUGGUGAACGCAACUCUAGACGUCUGGAGCGCCGCUCUUACCGGGUUGAGACCGACGCCUGAGAAGUCGCAUUACCUCUUCAACGUAAGAGAUAUUUCAAGAACGAUCGCUGGAUGUGUACUGAUUCGAAAGGAGUCAGCGGAUUCGAAAUUGAUAUUCGUAAGACUCUGGGUACACGAGAUUCUGCGGGUAUUCCGCGACCGGCUCGUUCGUCACGACGACGCGAACUGGCUCCUCGCUAAGAUAAAAGAAUCCGUCAAGGUCUUUUUUAAGGAUCAAUCAUUUGAAACAGCUUUCGAUCACCUCCCCAGACACAACGAUCAGAUCGACAGCGAGAGCUUGGACGGCCUGCUGUUUGCGAAUUUCAUGGAUGCCGAGACGAACAUCGAAAAUCGUCGAUACGAGGAGAUUUCCAGCGUAGAAAACCUUAAGAAAAGAAUCAUCAAUUAUUUGGCGGAAUACAACGAAACGAACGCAAAGCAAAUGGAUAUCCUGCCAUUCCGGCGUGCGUUGGAUCACCUCGUCAGACUUUGCAGAAUCCUCGCGAUUCCCGGUGAAAGUAUACUCUUCGUUGCUGUAGAUGGAUCGGGACGAAGGUCCUUGACUCGUUUAGCGGGGCACGCAAUGCGCCAAGCGGUUUACGAACCCGCGGCCGGCACAUUCCGAGACUCGAAAACUUGGCGGAUAAACCUUGCCAAGGCUCUGAAGAGUUCCGCGGCUACGGGGAAAGACUUCGUUUUCUUGACAACGGACAGGCAGAUGAAAGAUGAACACCUCCUCGACGUCGACAGCCUUCUGAACACCGGCGAAAUCCCGAAUCUAUUCACGGCCGACGAACGUCAGGAAAUUAUCGAGACGGUCCGUCUUGCGGCACAGGACGGUGACCGCAACCUCGAACUCAGCGGUGUAGCUGUCAUGGAAUACUUCGUCAAUCGUUGCAAGGAGAGACUUCAUUUUGUACUCUGUUUCAGUAUCACAGGACCCGCUUUUCGACGGAGUCUCUUCACCUAUCCGAGCCUACGCAACUGCUCCGUCAACUGGUUUUAUGGCUGGCCCGAAGCCGCUCUCGAAGAAGUGGCAACAAAAUACACGACAACUGCCAAGCUUCCCGAAGAUGUCAAGGCGAAAUGCGCGACAGCCUGCAGAUACUUCCACAACUCUGUCAAUGAAAUGGGUGAAAAAUACGAAAAACUUAGCGGCAGACUGACGUACGUAACGGUACCACGUUUUCUACAUCUGGUACGUUCCUUCGCAGAGCACACGGCCCGUAAACAGGAAUCGAUAACUACGGCGCGAAAUAGAUACGUCGCUGGUCUUGAAAAGCUGCAAUUUGCAGCGGGUCAAGUGGCGCGAAUGAAGACAACUCUGACCGCUCUGAGGCCACAGCUCGAGUUAUCGGCUAAGGAAACCAUCGCGACGAUGACGGAGAUCGAAAACGAGAACGUCAGCGUCGAAAGGGCGACGGUGCUGGUCAAACGUGAGGAAGAAGUCGCGAACAAGAAAGCGGAAAUUGCGGGUGCCCUGAAAACUGAAUGCGAAGCUGACCUGGCGGUGGCUAUUCCUAUCCUGGAGGACGCCAUCGCCGCUUUGAACACCCUGAAACCUGCGGACAUCACACUGGUAAAAGCGAUGAAAAAUCCUCCGGAUACGGUAAAACUCGUGAUGGCUGCGGUCUGUGUGAUGCUGAAUGUCUCGCCGGAUCGUUCCAUGGAUCCUGUUACGGGGAAAAAAACCACCGAUUACUGGGGUCCGAGUAAACGCGUCCUCGGCGACAUGAAUUUUCUACAGAAUCUCAAGGACUACGACAAGGAUAAUAUCCCGGUGGCUCUGAUGAAUGUCGUUAAAAAAACCUACAUGACGGACAAAAGUUUCAUGCCAAAUAUCGUCGCGAAGGCUUCCAGUGCCGCGGAGGGUCUUUGCAAAUGGGUGAGAGCUAUGGUUUCGUACGACGAUGUCGCCAAGGUCGUUGCACCGAAGAAAGAAAAGCUGGUAGCCGCCCAAAAAGAGUGCGACGAAACCGAGGCCUUCCUCAACGAGAAACGAAAAACUCUGGCCGACCUCAACGCAAAGUUAGCGGUACUGAACGGCAGUUUACGCGCGACUCUUGCCAAGAAAAUGGACCUCGAAAAGCAGGUUGCCAGCUGUACCGAAAAGCUCAUCAAAGCUGAGAACCUAAUCAGCAGUCUCGGUGGAGAGAAAAAAAGGUGGCUACGAAACGCCGAGAGACUUGAAAGAUUCCACGAUAACUUGGCAGGAGAUGUUCUCCUUUCGUGCGGUAUCAUUGCUUACCUGGGUCCCUUUUCGGCCGCCUGUCGUCUCGAGAUCCUGAACAAAUGGCGCAAUCACGUAUCAGCUGCGCGAAUACCCUGCUCGGAUGAGUUCAAUUUCGUGGAAGUUCUGGGAUCCGAGAUAAAAAUCAGUGCGUGGAACGUGCAUGGCUUAUCAAAGGAUGCGUAUUCCACCGAGAACGCGGUUAUACAGGACAAUUCAAAGAUGUGGAGUUUGCUGAUCGACCCACAGAGCCAAGCCAAUAAUUGGAUCAGGGGAGUGGAGGCACCGAACGGUCUUCGGGUGAUAAAAUUGUCGGACGCGAGGUACAUGGAAAUCCUCGAACACAGUAUAGAGGCAGGAAAGCCGGUCCUGCUCGAAAAUAUAGAAGAGGAACUGGACCCUUCUCUAGACCCGAUUCUUACGAAAGACGUUCACGAGAUCGAAGGCGUCACGUUCCUCGCCAUCGCCUCGAAAACUCUGAAAUAUUCGGAUCAAUUCCGUUUUUACAUCACUACGAAAUUACCGAACCCUCGUUACCCCCCUUACAUUUUUAACCUGGUCUCGGUCAUUGACUUUUCGCUGACAAACGAGGGCCUGGAAAGCCAACUUCUGGACAUCGUGGUAGCCAAGGAGCGUCCGGACCUUCAAGAGAAGCUAGAAAACUUGUUGGUACAAAGCGCAGCGAAUAAGAAAAAUCUGAAACAGGAGGAAGACAACAUACUGAUAACGCUGUCGACAUCUACGACAAACAUACUGGAAGACGACAACGCGAUAAGGCUACUAGACUCGUCGAAACACCUGGCAAUCAGCAUAGUCAAAAAACAGGAGGCGAGUAACGCGACCGAAUCGCACAUAGACACAUUCCGACAGAGGUAUCGUCCCUUCGCUGCGCAUAGCGCCGCGAUGUAUCGCACUCUUGCAGGACUUCCUCUCGUUAAUCCUAUGUACCGUUUUUCCCUCGAGUGGUUCAUUCAUCUUUACGUCAGAUCCAUUGAAACUUCCAAUAGAAGCAUCGUUUUGCAAAAACGUCUCGAUUACCUCAGAAAUGCCUUCACCAAUAAUCUUUACGAAAGUGUAUCGCGUGGUCUGUUCGAACGAGACAAACUACUCUACUCGCUUAUUCUCUACGUCAAGAUCCUGCUAGAUGCUAAGGACAUAAGUGACGAAGAAAUUAACUUUUUCCUCACCGGUGACUCGAACAUCGAUAUCGUCAGUAACGUUGCCACUUCAGAGCUUCCGAAAGCUAAUUGCGAGUGGCUUGUCGAUACGUCUUGGAAUGCAAUUUGUCGAGCUAGUGAGAUUCUCGCAUCAUUCAAAGAUUUCCCUUCAAGUUUUUGCGCGAAUAGCUCUGCCUGGAAAUUUUACUAUGAUCUUGAAAAUCCCGAAGAAUUCCCGAUUCCCUCGCCAUGGGAUGAAAAGCUUACACCGUUCCAGCAGCUCAUCCUAACGAGGAUACUACGACCCGAUAGACUGGUCAUUAAUGUCGCAAAAUUUGUGAGGCUGGGAAUGGGCGAAAAAUUCGCGUCACCUCCAUUCUUCGACGUGUCGAAAUCAUACGUGGAGUCCAACUGCUUGGUGCCAUUGAUAUUUCUCCUCAGUCCUGGUUUCGACCCUACCUCCUCCGUCGUGAAACUUGCCGGCGAAUUGGGUUUCUCUGCAAGGUUUGUUUCUCUUUCGUUGGGUCAAGGUCAGGAGAACCAGGCGAAGUCCGUGAUAAAACGAGGGCAAAGGAAGGGGUGGUGGAUAUUCUUGCAAAAUUGUCAUUUGGCUGGGAACUGGCUCCCAGUUUUGGAAAGGAUCUGCGAAAGCUUCGACGCCUCCAACACUUCGCUAGAUUUUCGCUUAUGGCUGUCGAGUUACCCCACAAGAGAAUUCCCCAUUACUAUUCUCCAACGUGGUGUAAAAAUGACAAACGAACCAUCGACGGACCUCAAAAGGAACUUGACCAGUCGAUACAACACUCGGCCUGUCAGCAGCCGCGAAUACUUCGAAGGCUGUCCAGGAAAGAACAAAAUCUUCACGAAACUUCUGUACGGACUUUGCAUGUUCCACGCGGUCCUUCAGGGCCGGGCAAGCUUUCUCUAUCGUGGAUGGAAUCUGACUUACAAUUUCGACGAUUCGGACUUUCAAAUGGCAGCGCGGCGACUGCAGAUAUUUAUCAACAAUCACGACCCCAUCCCAUUCGGAGCUCUCGUGUACGUCCUCGCGGAGAUUCACUAUGGAGGGCGAGUUCCGGACGACGAAGACAAACGCUGUCUGGCCGCCAUCCUCGAAGAAUUUUGCAACCCAAAGAUGAUCGUGGGCAACAACUUCAAUUUUGCAUCUUCCACGACUUACAAGCUACCCAGGAAAUGCGAAUUUCGAGACUACGUCGGCCAGGUACUCACCGUCCCGGAUCAUCCAUCGCCGGAGAUUAUCGGACUCCACGGGAACGCGAGUAUCGUACGCGGUUCGAAUGACACCAGAGUUUUUUUAGACGCCAUGGUGUUGGCGCAUUCCCAAGGCAAAUACUCUCGGAGCAAUGACAUAGUGCCGGUCUUAAUUUCGAAUGUUUGCGAGAAAUUACCACCAAUUUUUAACGUUGAAACCGCCCGGACGAAACAUGCCGCGAGCUACGAUCACCCCCUCAGGGCAAUUCUGUACCAAGAAAUGAAAAGGUACAAUGUACUCAUCGAAGAAAUGACACGUUCUACCGAUAUCCUUGAAAAUGCAAUUCAAGGCCGCGUCAAGUGGACACUUUCAUUGGAAGAAUUUUCUCAGGAAGUGAGUCUGGGUAGAGUCCCAUCCUGCUGGAUCCGAGCAUCACCGUACAACCCACCAUCGAUGUCACUCUGCGUUUUUGUGGAUGAUCUCCAGCGGAGAGUUGAAUUUUUGAAUGUUUGGCUCGAAGAAAGAGAACCGUACGCUUACUGGCUAGGUGCAAUUUCUUCUGCAACUGCAUUCUUAGCUGCCGCGCGUCAAACUUUUGCAAGGAGCAAUUGCCUGACGUUGGACGAAGUGCAGUUCACCUUUGACGUUCUUCGAGUGGACCAGCCAAGAGACCUAUCGCCGUCAAAAUCUAACGGUGAAAUUUUAAUCAGCGAUUUGUUUCUAUCAGGUGCCAGGUGGGAGCCACACCGAAUGAUGCUCGUGGAAAGCUUCCCGAAAAUCCUCUGGGAUCGGAUGCCUCUUCUACGGUACAGACCUGUAGAGGUCAUCGAGGAGAUGCGAUCGAAUAAAUACGACUGUCCACUUUACGCAUCUAUCAUCAAAAAUACCGCCUUCGAUUCUAUGAAUCGUUUGAAAGGGUAUUUGUUGAACGUUGAAUUAGAUACGGACAAGCCCCUCAAACAUUGGAUACGGAGACGAGUCAUUCUCUAUUGUCAACGCGAUGAAUAAAAAUUGAGUAAUUUUAAUCAAUGUAUAGGAUGUAUGCAGUAACAGAUUAGGAAUAUAUUAUUGAAAAAAAUACAGGACAAUAAAAUUCACAAUUUUCUUCUUCAAAUUACGAUCGUCGAGCGUUUCCUCCGUAUAAUUUAACUAAUCGGGCCCAUUCUUUCGGGUAAUUCUUUGAUACGAAUUGCACAACCUUAGCAGCAUUUGCACGUUGUUGUGGUUGGCAACGAGCGCAGUUAUUAAUCAGUACCUCCUUCAACGAAACUGUAAUCGGUAAUUUUUGCCUAAUUAAAUAUGCCUGUAUAUAUGUACGUGAAUAUUUGGUGCUUGUGAAUAUAAAAAAAAAUAAAAAAAAUAG